Molecule: messenger RNA, 372 nt
Organism: Oncorhynchus masou masou (cherry salmon)
Lineage: Eukaryota; Metazoa; Chordata; Actinopteri; Salmoniformes; Salmonidae
Exons: 1
Coding region: 1-372 (123 amino acids)
Source: RefSeq, a predicted model, not a curated record
AUGACAGCGAUCUUCCUAUUAGAGGAAACAGCCUUCAGCCAGUGUCCCCUGAGCCCUAGCCAAGCCUCCCGACCCCUCACCAAGCCCCCGACCCCUCACCAAGCCCCUAACCAAGUCUCCAGACCCAUAACCAAGCCCCUAGCCAAGUCCCUCACCAAGCCUCCCGACCCCUCACCAAGCCUCCCGACCCCUCACCAAGCCUCCCGACCCCUCACCAAGCCUCCCGACCCCUCACCAAGCCCCCCGACCCCUCACCAAGCCCCCGACCCCUCACCAAGCCCCCCGACCCCUCACCAAGCCCCCGACCCCUCACCAAGCCUCCCGACCCCUCACCAAGCCUCCCGGCCCCUAACCAAGCCUCCCGGCCCCUAA